UCCCGGGGGACCCGCAGGGGCGCGGCCGGCCGGAGCUGCCCCGGGUGCGGAUCGCGGUUGCAGCGCCCCCUCCCGUCCAGGCCCCGCGGUGUCCCGAGGACUCGGGGCUCCUGCACUGCGGAGAGCGGGACGCGCGCCUACGGGGCGGGGACUCGAGGACACGCAGGCGGGGCGCUCCCGAGUGGCCCGGGCGCGGCCCCGUUCCCGGCGCAGCUCGCCGGGCUCUUUCCCCGGAGCGUCGGCGCCGCCCAUGGCCGAGGUGCUGGAGCCCGACCCCGGGGCAGCCGAGGGCUCGGAGGCCCCCGCGGUGGAGACUCCGGGCUGGGAGGCCCCGGAGGACGCGGGCCCCCAGCCCGGAAGUUAUGAGAUCCGACACUACGGACCUGCCAAGUGGGUCAGCACUUCGGUUGAGUCUAUGGACUGGGAUUCAGCCAUGCAGACUGGCUUUACGAGGCUGAACAGCUACAUUCAAGGCAAAAAUGAGAAAGAGACGAAAAUAAAGAUGACAGCUCCAGUGACAAGCUAUGUGCAGCCUGGUUCAGGUCCUUUCAGCGAAUCUACCAUUACCAUUUCCCUGUACAUCCCCUCUGAACAGCAAUCUGAUCCGCCCAGGCCUUCAGAGUCAGAUGUCUUCAUUGAAGACAGAGCCGAAAUGACGGUGUUUGUACGGUCUUUCGAUGGAUUCUCUAGUGCCCAAAAGAAUCAAGAACAACUAUUGACAUUAGCAAGCAUUUUGAGGGAAGAAGGAAAAGUUUUCGAUGAAAAGGUUUACUACACUGCAGGCUACAACAGUCCUUUCAAAUUGCUUGAUAGAAAUAAUGAAGUGUGGUUGAUUCAGAAAAAUGAACCCUCUAAAGAAAGGGAGUGAGAAAAUGAGAGGAAGGCCAUUGCCAGGGGCAAAACUUCUGUUUAACAUACAGACAUCAACAUUACUUAUAAGCAAAAUGUGUCUAGUAUCUCUGCCUGAGAGUACUGUGAAUGGAGCUUAUUUCCACUGUGCCUUUUUAAUGCUUGAAGCUUUAGAUACACAGAUAACAGGGGACAGUAGUCUAUAAACAUGUAAAUCGAUCUUUAUUUCUGUGAGGCUCCAGGGAAACUGUUACUUCCUCCUUCUUCACUGUAUCACAAUCAUGUUGCCGUAUUUCUACUUGGAUUUGUGUCGGUUGGAUGUUACCUCCUCCAGAUGUUAUCAAUAAAAAUGUUAAAGGUUAUCCUGUGUGGAACUAGGAGCCUGUCAAGCCUGGAGAAGUGAAGUGAAGUUGGAAACAAAAAUCAAAUUGUCUUUUGCAGCUGCCACUGUUACUUUCUCUGUUGAGCCCUCUUCCCUAUCUGCCCGCUACCCCCACCACACAAGAAAAGCUCUUACAAUACUCAAAAGUGUUGCUAAUGUUUCAUGACAAAAAAUAAAUUUAUGAAGUUAGGGACUUCCUAUUUUAUUUUGAUACUCAAGAGAGGCAUGCUUUUUCUGAAGAAAUGUGUACAGACUUUUAAAAUUCACUUGAAUUUGUAAAGUAUUUUAUGCAGUACUUCUGGAGGUCACAUAAAAAUGAUUCAGUAUCCAAAGAGUGGGUUGCUGCAAAAUCAAGGAGGUUGAAAUCCAGACCUAAUUGUAUUGGAACGCACUUGUCCUGGAGAAAACAACAUCACAUGCAGAUAGAUACCUGGAAGCCUGUCAUGGGAAGGUCACAGCUUUACUGUGGGCUCCUAGGGGAUGAUGGCUGUAGAAAUGAAGGAGAAAAACAGGUUGGAGUUCAGUGACUUCCCAAUAGGUAAAGCUGCCCACAAAUGACGUUACUUCUUGUUCCCAUCAUUGCAUGUGUUCAAGCAGGGACCACGUGAUCACUUAUAUGGGGGAUAUGAAUAUCCAGUGGAUGGAUGGGGCCAGAUGAUGCUCAAGGUCCCUUCAGCCCCAACAUUAUAUGGUAUCUCUUAAAAUUAAUCUCCUUAAUCUAGGUACACUAGACCAACAUACCUACAGUUAACAGUUUCAGUGUUUACGAGUGCUGCCUUAUCAUGUCAUCAGUGGACCAGGACUGUGUGGAGGGGUUCUUCCCGCAUGCCGUGCGUGCAUAGUCAACAGGAUUGUGAUCCAAGAGAGGUUUAGAUGGUAAUUUUUGAUACAAAACAAGCUAGAUUUCCAGUUUUGAAAUGAUAUGGACAUAAAUUUUAGUCUCAGGAAAUUACUUUCCAAAGGUAUUUGCUUGCAUUGAUUAUUUUUUGAUCCUUUGCAUUUUUUGCCAAAGAAGAAAUUGAGUUUCUUUCUUAGCUCGUUUACCAAAACCCACUGUGAGCCUAACCCUUCUAGCCCUCCUCCUGAUGAAUGUCCACAGUACUCGCUUCUACGGGUGUGAGGUAAAUAUGUAUGUAUUUACUCUAUAGCCCUAUAAAAAUAGACAUCUCUUAUGCAAUAAAUUCCAUUUUAGAUGAGAAAAGCAUAUUUCCGAUUGCCAAGAUUUAGUUGUAAUCUGAAACAUGUUCCAUAAAAAAGCGAUUUUGUACGAUUCAAGUCCAAGCUAUCCCAUUUUUCCUUGUCCAUAAAUCAUAAACCAAAACAUUUUCAGCCCUAAAUUAAUCAAUCCAGAGAGUAUUUCUCACAGCAAUGGAUCAGUUAUGUUAAUUAUGUGGCUGCCACUGACUACAAAAUACCUCUCAACAUUUCUCUUGAGAUUUUUCUUCUCUUAUCGAUAGUAAAUUCAUGUCUAGAUUCCUUUCUGAGGCUAACCCUUCCAUCCUUCCUGUUGGUCUAAUUCGUGCUCCAUCAGUUAGGCCUUCUCCCACCCUCAGGCUCUCCCUCCCCACAUGCUGCCAUCACUCCGCUUACCAGCAGGCUCCAAUUCUGCCUGACCCUCCCCACUCCCCAAAAUAAAAUCCCAGUGCCCCCAAGCCCUUUACAUAGGACAAUCAUUCCCAUCUCUCCCUUGCCUUGAUUAUCCAGUUUCUCUGGAAAGAGCUGUCCAGAGGCUUCCUUGGAGUUCUAGGUUGUAAGGAGCUAUCUCAGGGACCACGACAGAGAAUGAAGGUGGGCAACACUCCCCCCCCCCCCCCGC
Molecule: messenger RNA, 3047 nt
Organism: Hippopotamus amphibius kiboko
Lineage: Eukaryota; Metazoa; Chordata; Mammalia; Artiodactyla; Hippopotamidae
Gene: HEBP2
Product: heme binding protein 2
Exons: 4
Coding region: 251-868 (205 amino acids)
Cellular component (GO): cytoplasm
Source: RefSeq, a predicted model, not a curated record